Messenger RNA from Penaeus monodon (black tiger shrimp), 639 nucleotides. Its product is annotated as paired box pox-neuro protein-like. Gene Ontology annotation, molecular function: RNA polymerase II cis-regulatory region sequence-specific DNA binding; DNA-binding transcription factor activity, RNA polymerase II-specific. The record is from RefSeq and is a predicted model, not a curated record. The transcript has 4 exons. NCBI's taxonomy places the organism in Eukaryota, Metazoa, Arthropoda, Malacostraca, Decapoda, Penaeidae. The coding region runs from base 1 to 639 and encodes 212 amino acids. Gene Ontology annotation, biological process: anatomical structure development; regulation of transcription by RNA polymerase II.
AUGCCACACACAGGCCAGGCCGGAGUGAACCAGCUCGGAGGGGUGUUCGUGAACGGGCGUCCCCUCCCAGACUACGUGCGCCGCCGGAUCGUGGAGAUGGCACUGAUGGGCGUGCGACCUUGCGACAUAUCCCGCCAGCUCCUCGUCUCCCACGGCUGCGUCUCCAAGAUCCUCACCAGGUUCUACGAGACGGGAUCCAUCAAGCCUGGUUCGAUCGGAGGCAGUAAGCCCAAGCAAGUGGCCACGCCCACCGUGGUCAAGAAGAUCCUGCGCCUGAAGCAGGAGAACCCGGGCAUGUUCGCGUGGGAGAUCCGGGAGCAGCUCUCGUCGCAGCGGGUGUGCGACCCUGCCUCCCUGCCCUCCGUGUCCUCCAUCAACAGGAUCCUGAGGAAUUCGGGCCUCUGGACGCCCCACGAGGCCGCCGCCGCCGCCGCCGUGGCUGUCGGGGCCGGCCAGGGGCACUCGGGCCACGGCGCCGUCACCGCGGCGGCGGCGGCGGCGGCGGCGGCCGCGGUCGGAGGUGAGGAUCUCGGGACCGCGGAAUUUGAACGUGUUGAGGAUUUUGAGCAUUUUGAGCAUUUUAAGGAAUUUGAGGAAUUCGAAUUUUUUGAGGAUUUUGAGGAUCUUUUGGAAUUUUAG